AUGUUACCGUUAGUUGGUAUAUUUGGUCAAAAUCAACAACAAUCCCAAAAAUCAGAUUCUGUAACAACACAAGCAGUUCCAAUACAGCAACAACAACUAACUCAUAAUAAUAAACAUAUUCAACCUAGGGCUCAGCAAAAACAAUCCACAAAUUUUAAUUCAACUUACAAUCCUAUUCGUAGAAAAAAACCAUCAAACAGAAUGAAUAGAAAGAAAAUCGAUCAAGCUAUUGCCUUUUCUGCUUUUGCUGUCGAAGAAGAUCAUCAAGGAAAUCAUGAAUGUGCACUAGAUCUUUAUCUCACUGCUUUAGAGAAUAUAAAAGAUGCAUUAAAAACUAAAUUACGAGACUUUAUUGAUCGUGCCGGAUUAUCUGAAGAGAUGAUCAGUGAGUCAUCAGAUUCAAAGAAUCCAAAUCUUUAUCAAAAUAAUUAUCAUAAAUCUUGCUGCGUUGAUUCUGACUCUUUUAAUAAAUAUCACUCAUCAAAUUGUAAUAACAACAACAUCAACAAUGAUGAUCAUCACAGUAACGACAUCAAUAAUGCUGGAAUAUCAGAUCAUAUAAUCCAAGCUGCUAUUACUGGCGCAGUUGCUUUAAAACAAUCACCAAUACCUGAUGCCAUCACUGCUACUGUAAAUUAUACAAUGAAAAAAAUCAAAAAUAUCGAUGAAACUUAUGGCUUACAGGAUAAAGCUUGGGAAAUUUCAAGGUCUGGUAUGGAUGGCUUUGAUCAGAACAGAUUGUAA
Entrophospora sp. SA101 is the source of this 744-nucleotide messenger RNA. The record is from the annotation of a GenBank genome assembly. Lineage: Eukaryota; Fungi; Glomeromycota; Glomeromycetes; Entrophosporales; Entrophosporaceae.